Alternaria arborescens is the source of this 552-nucleotide messenger RNA. RefSeq lists its product as hypothetical. The transcript has 2 exons. The coding region runs from base 1 to 552 and encodes 183 amino acids. The record is from RefSeq and is a predicted model, not a curated record. NCBI's taxonomy places the organism in Eukaryota, Fungi, Ascomycota, Dothideomycetes, Pleosporales, Pleosporaceae.
AUGUCUUCCUUCUCUAUCGGCAACGCGGCUGAUCAGCAUCUAGAGCAGUCUCGAAGUGAGAUUGCUGCGCGCGACAAGAUCUCCGAGCUCAACGCUGCAAACUCCCUACUCCUUCGUCUCCCGGCUGAAAUUAGGAACAUGAUCUACGACAACGUCUUCCGUGAUCAAGUCCUCGAACUUGAAGACACAGGGUUCACUCUCCUGGAAGAAGAUUACGACAGCAUCAAGACAACAGCGAACGUCAAACAAUACCUCAGCCUACUUCGUGUCUCUCGCCAACUGUAUCGAGAAACCGCCCUUUUACCAUAUCAGCUCACCACUUUCAACUUUGGCUGUGCUCGUUAUCCUGGUAUCAAACCGCUCGAUGUUCUGGAAAUGUUCUUAUUGAACCGGUCUUGGGCGCAAGUUUCGAGACUUCGGAACUUGAAGUAUUUUGAGUCUCAAUGGCCCUAUCACAUGCCGUAUGUGGAGAAGACUGGUACUGGCCUGUACUGGUUCGCUCACCUGAGUCUGAAACCUUCCGACUUGGCUGUGUACGGAACAGUUGCAUGA